AUGGGGACCGUGCCGCACACCAACAUGGAGGACCUCUCCGCCGAUGACGACCUGCUCUCGGACAUUCUGCUCGACCACCUCGAGUGGGAGCAACCCAUCUCGACGCACAAGAUGAACCCGCAAUAUCGCUCGCCUCGCUUCGACACUUCCGAGGCGUCCGGCAUUGUCCGCCGCUUCUGCGUCGAGAUGCAGGACGUCGUUGCCGGGGUCGAGGCCAUCUGCCAGAUGAGCGUUGUCAAGAAGCUGCUCCAGCGGAAAAGCUCGCGGCAGCAGGCUGCGUUUCAAGCCCAUGCACGCCGAUACCUCGAGUGCUAUCUGCCCGACAGCGGCGUAGAGUUUGCGUUGACCAUGCGCUACAAGCAGUCUCCCGGCGCACCGCUGCGCUCGCGCAAGCACAGGGCCAUGCUCCGCGCCGCGCAGGAGGGCCUCGAGAUGCGGGCAAGUGGCAGUGGCGUUGUGAAGGAAGAGGGCGAGCAUCGUGGGCAAGGCUUCAGCGCCGCGAACGGGCGGAAGACAGAGGGUAGCGGCGAUAAGCCGGGUACGAGCGCCAGCGCCAGCAUGAUUGCCAACGUCGACUUCGGGGCUACCUCCCUCAGCAACCUGCCGCCACUAGCGCCACCGGGUGUAUCGAUGACAGACAGCGCACUGCUUUCCAAGGCCGACCUGUGCAUCCUCGCUGUGCGCCCGUUCAAGCCGGGGGACCUGAUUACCGCGUGCAAAGGCGGAAUCACCGACCUGAGCAAGGAGGAGGACGAGGCGCUACGCGAGGAGGCGGCGCACUUUCGCGCGCUCAAGCAUGGGCAUGGCCAGGGCCAUCCGGAUCCUGGCGGCAACGAUGCCGACAAUGAGGGCGGCCCUGCUGGGCCUGGGCCUGUCUCCGAUGAGGCAGGCGCGGCGCGGCGGAGUGAGGGCCAUGCACAUGGGGCGGAGGUCACAGUGACAAAGGGGAAUGGCAAGGCAAAAGUGGAACCGGGCACGGACGCUGACGCGGGUGCAGACGAGGGGCACAUGUCAGGACUUGCUGAUGCAUUGAGUGAUACAAAUGGCGAUGCAGGGCAUAUGGCAGCGACAGAAGAUGCGUCAGCGGCCGCGCGCCUGCCUGCUCUUCCCUCUGCCGGCGCUGGCAUCGGGACGCGGAUAGGAAGACGGGCACGAGGUUUCAAGUACAAGGGCGUGCUCGGUGCCGGUCGGGACUUCUCCGUCGUCAGGAGCGCGAGAAAAGGGUGCAGCCAGCUUUUCCUUGGUCCGGCGAGGUUCAUCAACCACGACUGCGAGCCGAAUGUUGAAUUCUACCGUAUGGGCUCGCAGAUGACCUUCCGCUGCAUCCGCCCGAUCGCGGUCAACGAGGAGAUCGUCACAUACUAUGGAGACAAUUACUUUGAGCUCGGCAACGCCGAGUGCCUCUGCGCCACCUGCGAGGCGCGGGGCACUGGCGCCUUUUCGAGCGUCGUCAAGACGGAGGACGUGGCAUCUGGGUCGGAGGAUGUUAAAACCGCGGCUGAGCUCGAUGGCAUUAGCAGCACCAACGGCGAAAAUGGUAGCGGUGUUGGCGGGGAGGAUGGAGGAGGCGCCAUGGGCCUGGGCCUCGCCGACAUCUCGCAGCAGCACCUUGCCAAUUCCAACGGCAGCGCCGGCAUACAGCGCAGCAUGAGCAAUGGUAUGCUCGAUGACAGCGCAGACAGGGAUGAAAAGAAGGGCAUCGGCCGGCGCGGCGCCUCGCGGCGGCCUGCGGCAAUUGCCGCAUCCGCGAUCGGGUUCAACGAGUUCGGGCGUAACUACUAUGCCAGCCACAUGAGCGCUUCCGAGGGCGAUUGGGCCGAGAUGAUGUACAAGCGCUCCAACAGUAGCACCAAGGACGGCAACCUGACGCGAAAGCUGCUCGACGAGCCCGAGGCGUUACUCGAGUCCGCCGGCGGCGGCAACAAGGGCCCUGAGCGCGAGUGCGUCACGUGUGGUGCGCGUUUUUGGAGCAAGGAGACCUGGUGGAGGCAGGAGGAGUGCCAGCGCUGUGAGCGCCAUUACAAGAUCUUCAAGGCUGACUGGCCCGGCAGGGUGCCCACCGAGAGCCUCAUCGCGCGCAGCAAGGGAAAGAAGCCGGGCGAAGCGGUGCUCACGCCUGGUAAAGAAGAAAUUCCUACCGAGCACGCGAGCAACGGCAGAGCAAGGGAGAGGGAGAGGGCGCCAUCGCUGCCCAAGAAACGCGCAUCGUACACCGUGCGUGAGCGCCGGACUGCGUCCUUUGUGUCAAUGCGCAAACGCGACGUAUCCAGUGAGUCGUCCCAGUCCAGCAUCUCCUCUGCCUCUGCUUCUUUCGGCGGCACUCCCGUCGUCCUCACCCCGCUCCGCGACGGCAUCGGCCAGGGUACAGAUGACAACGCCACGUUGACGAGGAAGGCACCGCGCAAGAGCAAGACGGCUCUGGCUGCGCAUGCGGCUGCGGCUGCGCCGCCCAUCGCGCCGGAAUUGUCUGCGGCAGGGGCAGGGGCAACCGCUGCGCCAACACCAGCUAAGGCAGAGGCGGAAACGGCACCAACCGUUUCCCCGCUCAAGAAGCGCGGUCGCCCGAGGAAAUUGGACAAAGCCAAAGCGGAGCACUUUCCCACCACUGCUGCUGCUGAUGGGCUUGAUGAAAACGCUAUCGAUGAGAUCCUCGGUGACAGGGCGCGCAAAGUAGGUGCGGCCGCGGAUGAACACGACUCUUCGGAUUUGAGCAGCGUAUCUUCACUUUCCCAAGUCGAGUGUAUAGAGACGCCGGUUGCAGCGGGGGCGUCGGUAGCGGAAGCCGAGCAGCAGCCUCCGCCCUCUGGGCCAGCUAGUGGCAGAUCCGGCGAGGCGUCGCGAGGUGAGCAAGGGCAGAGUGAAGAUGGCCUGCUGGGAGGAUCGCAAGGCCAGAGCCCGUUGGCAGAGGAUCUAGAGUCGUCGUCAUCGGCAGCGACGGGCCCAAAGAUGCUUGGCAAAGACGCCAAGACGGAAACGCUGGCCAUGUAUUGGGGCGCUGUCAAUGGCGAUCGCCGGUCGCGACGCAAGUCGAUCAGUGGCGGACCCAACGAGAGAGCGUCACUUGGAACGGCGCCCGCUGCCGGCCCGGCACCGUCGAGCCGCAGAAUUGUUUCCGCUGGGCAUCACCAGCACCAUCUCCGCCGGUCUGCGGAAGACAGCCGCAGCUCCUCGCGCAACCUCCCGAGUCCACAGGCUUCCCCCGGCCCUGUUCGCAAGAAGGCCCGCAUCACCGAGAGCGAGGAUGGCAGUGAUGACCCGAUGCCGAGUCGCAGUGACGAUGGGCACGAUGCCAAGAAGGAUGAGGACUUCAGCAGCAUCUCAUCAGAGGGCUCAUCCUCGAAGGGCGGGCCUGUCCCAGGCCUGGCCACUAAGGGCCCAGCUCGGACUUCGGUACAGAACUUGGCCCUCGCUUGGAGCGCCGGCACCGAAGGGGGCAGGACGCGACGGCGCGCGGCCAAUCAGCCGGUCAAGUUGGCGACCCCACCAGCCUCCUCGACAUCUAACAAACGGCGCCGCCUCUCUCGCGAAGGAAGUACGGAGAGCAGUCGCGCGGGUAGCGCGAACGUCGACGACGAUGCACUUACCGCACGCGCGCGCGGCCGUCCUCGCAAAGUGCAAUCCGAAGCUACUCUCUCACCUGCAAUCGCAGCCGCUGACCUGACGGAUGUGCACACGCAUGCGCCACGCGCCGACAGUCCUGCACCCACUGCGCAUAUCAGAGGUAGUGCUCCGCCAGAAGCGGACGAAGGACGCCAGCGCUCGGUCGACUUCAAGCUCAAGGACGAGAUCAUUGGCGACGAGGCUGGGUCAGCGGUGGCCGACGAUUCGGCCGAGGCCCCCAGUCCACCACCUCAGGGGCAUUCGCGGACUGGAUCCUCAUCCACAUUCCCUUUGCCACUCCCUCUUCCCUUCGCCAACAGGUCCGCAGUCAUGAAUGUGGAGAAUAUUCCGCUGCGGCAGCCUGCCAGGAAGAACCUAAGAUGGGGCAAGGGCAAGACGACGGCAAGUCGGCCUUUGCCCCCGCUAGGUCCAGGCAUCCCUCAAGCGCCCUCACAGGUGGGCAUGGAACAGCUAUCGCCGGGGCAGGCAGCAUCUGUGUCUCCCGUGCCAGACGAGCCGAUCAUCCAAGGCGUGCAGAUCGCCAGCCCUGGUCAUGUUGGCAUUAUGGUACAACCCGUGAUGGCCUCAUCUGUCAGCUUGCAAGCGGCUAUUGGCCAAGUGAAUGGGGAGGCUGGCACAACUGCCACGGUGGCCACAUCUUUCGCUGACAGCGCGACGGGUCUCCCGCUUCUGGCUCCGUCUGCACUGGUCAAGGAAGAAUAA
Tilletiaria anomala UBC 951 is the source of this 4323-nucleotide messenger RNA. RefSeq lists its product as uncharacterized. Gene Ontology annotation, cellular component: nucleus. The coding region runs from base 1 to 4323 and encodes 1440 amino acids. The transcript has 3 exons. The record is from RefSeq and is a predicted model, not a curated record. Gene Ontology annotation, molecular function: DNA binding; protein binding; histone H4K20 methyltransferase activity. Lineage: Eukaryota; Fungi; Basidiomycota; Exobasidiomycetes; Georgefischeriales; Tilletiariaceae.